This is a messenger RNA of Magnolia sinica, 850 nucleotides long. RefSeq names its product DNA-directed RNA polymerase V subunit 7-like. The record is from RefSeq and is a predicted model, not a curated record. NCBI's taxonomy places the organism in Eukaryota, Viridiplantae, Streptophyta, Magnoliopsida, Magnoliales, Magnoliaceae. Gene Ontology annotation, biological process: DNA-templated transcription initiation. The transcript is spliced from 2 exons. Bases 22 to 645 code for a protein of 207 amino acids. Gene Ontology annotation, molecular function: single-stranded RNA binding; single-stranded DNA binding.
GUGAGACCGGGGUCGCACCUAAUGGGCUCCCUCCCCAUCUGUAAAGCCACAGCUCUCUCUCCCUCUCCCUCUCCGAGGAAGCAAAAAAACACAGCGAAACCAGAGAUUGCAGACAUGUAUCUUCAAGUUGAAAUGCCCGCAAAUGUUGUAAUCCCUCCAGCUGAACUACACGAAAAGGGACUGAUGCUCCAGCGAUCUAUCAUUCUUCAUCUCCUUGAGGACAUCUCGAGUAGGAAAGCAACCAAAGAUCAUGGCUACUUCCUUGCCGUAACUACCCUGAAGAGCAUUGGAGAGGGGAAGGUCCGGGAACUGGCAGGUGAUGUGCUCUUCCCCGUCGUGUUCAGCUGCAUCACCUUCAAGCCGUUCAAGGGCGAGAUCUUACAAGGCGUGGUGGUUCAGAUCCUAAAGCACGGCGCCUUCCUGAAGUGUGGGCCCAUAGAGAGCAUAUUCCUGUCGGCGCAGACGAUGAGGGACUACCAUUUCGUCCCCGGCGACGAUCCAAUGUUCUUGAAUGAAAAGCAGUCGAAGAUUGAGAAGCAAGGGGUUGUGCGGUUUAGGGUGCUCGGAUUGAAGUGGAUGGAGUCUGAUAGGGAGUUCCAGUUGCUGGCAACUCUGGCAGGUGAUUUCCUGGGACCCAUCUUAUGAAGUGAACUGAAACUUGUUGCUUUAAACUCAUGUUACAGUUGCAUGAUUUUGGAUGUUGGUAUGGGUGUAAAUGGGACCCUCCCAACCAGUUCUGAAAUCUGGUCAUGUACCUAUGAAGCGGCAGCCCCGUUUACAUCCCUACAUUCAAGUGAUGUGCAGUUUGCUUAGGACUUCUUUGGUAGAUGGGUAGAAUGGCUUUCUUUCA